AUGAGACACAUCUCCGCUUACUUUCUGAGCUGUGCCUUCUACGCCAUCCUCUUUGUGCAGCAAGACGCACGCCGAGACUUGCCAGAGAGACUUUCCUCCGGGCAGGAGAUUGCGACCAAGGAGGUCGACGAAGAGGAUUGGAAAGAAAAGUUGAGGAGUGCGCAGGAAGCAGCUGCUCACGCUUCCCUGGAAGCCGAAGAUUUGAAGAAACGGCUGAGAAGCACCGAGGAGAAGGCGGCGCGCGAAGCAGACGAUCUGCAGGAAUUCACAGCACGAGCUUCCCAAGAAGCACAAGAAUGGAAGGAGAAGUUGAAAAGUGCGGAGGAAGCAGCUGCUCACGCUUCCCUGGAAGCCGAAGAUUUGAAGAAACGGCUGAGAAGCACCGAGGAGAAGGCGGCGCGGGAAGCCGACGAAUUGAAGGAGAAAGCGGUGCACGCCUCCAAUGAAUCCGACAAGCUAAAGGAGAGGCUGAAGGACUCAGAGGAUGCCUCGGCGACCAUCAGAGAUGCUGUCCGCGAGCUCCGCAGCCAGUUGGCAGAGGCGGCAUCCCGGAACACCGCGAUGCAGGCAUCUGAGGCUGCGGUUGAUGCCGAAACAUCUGCUCUGAGAGACCAGGUGAAGCAGCUGGAGGCAGCAUUGCAAGAUGCCACCAAGAAAGCGGCGGAAGAGGCUGCUGCUGCUGCGGAGGCCUCUGCCUUGAGAGAUCAGGUGAAGAAGCUGGAGGAUGAGACGGCGUCUGCGAUUCGCGAUGGUGUUGAGGAGCUUCGUGAGAAGCUGAAAAACGCAGAGGCAGCAUCGCAAGAUGCAGGAAAGCAGGCAGCAGCAGAGGCUGCUGCUGCUGCGGAGGCCUCUGCUUUGAGAGAUCAGGUGAAGAAGCUGGAGGAUGAGACGGCGUCUGCGAUUCGCGAUGGUGUUGAGGAGCUUCGUGAGAAGCUGAAAAACGCAGAGGCAGCAUCGCAAGAUGCAGGAAAGCAGGCAGCAGCAGAGGCUGCUGCUGCUGCGGAGGCCUCUGCUUUGAGAGAUCAGGUGAAGAAGCUGGAGGAUGAGACGGCGUCUGCGAUUCGCGAUGGUGUUGAGGAGCUUCGUGAGAAGCUGAAAAACGCAGAGGCAGCAUCGCAAGAUGCAGGAAAGCAGGCAGCAGCAGAGGCUGCUGCUGCUGCGGAGGCCUCUGCUUUGAGAGAUCAGGUGAAGAAGCUGGAGGAUGAGACGGCGUCUGCGAUUCGCGAUGGUGUUGAGGAGCUUCGUGAGAAGCUGAAAAACGCAGAGGCAGCAUCGCAAGAUGCAGGAAAGCAGGCAGCAGCAGAGGCUGAUGCUGCUGCGGAGGCCUCUGCCUUGAGAGAUCAGGUGAAGAAGCUGGAGGAAGCUUCCCAGGGCGCCACCCAGCAAGCAGCUGCAGAGGCAUCUACGUUGAGAGAUCAGAUUUUGAAGCUGGAGGCAACGUCAAAGGAUGCCACAAGGGCAGCAGAAGAGGCAUCGGCUCUAAGAGAUCUGGUGAAGAAAUUGGAGGCCACAGUUGAAGAGUCAGCAGAGGAGGCAGAAAGGAGCAAGGCGCACUGCGCUGGCCUGCAGAAGUCACUCGUGGAUUCGGAAGCGGCUUCGGAGGAUCUUCGGCAGAAGCUCGUCCACUGGGAAUCGCCGGGGCAGAAGGGUGCAGAAAAUGCAGAUACUUCCCUACAGCUGCGAAAGACCGAGCACGGCGAGAACUUGGAAGGGGAGAGUGGCCUGGAGGAAGUGAAGCUUAAGCAUGUGCAAGCUUCGUCUCUUCAGCUGGAGAAGCUCAGCAGCGACCUCCAUGCGCACUUGCGGAAGGCCGGCGAGUCCUCGGCAGACCAAGAGGCGUCAGUGCAGAACCUCAGCAUGAGGUUACGGAGCAUCGAGGCGGUGGCGGCGGAUAAAGAGAAGCUGGCAGCAGAGAUCCGGGCGCAGCUUCGGCAUGUCGAGGCUGGAGAUUCCGAGUCCCGAGAGUUGCCUGAGGGCUUAAUGGCAAAGCUGCGGGAGGUGGUAUCAGACAGUCACGGUGAAGCCAACAAAGAGGAAGCUUUUCAGGUGCGGUUGAGACAUGUGGAGGCCGCAGCUGUUGAGACAGAAGCUGCCUCAGCAAAGCUGCAAGUUCAGCUGAGGAAUGCCGAGGCUUCUUCAGCCCAUCUUGAGGAUGAAGUGCAAACGCUUCGUGUACAGUUGCGACACGUGCCCCAGCGGGAGGUUGAGCACACAGGUGUGCAAACUGAUGGCAGGCCCAUGAGUUCAGCACGCAGGAAGAAUAAGACGGUGCUCUUCGGCACAGAAGAGCAACAAUCUCUGCCUGGAAGCGUCCAUUCUGAGAAGAUCGAAGAUGUCGACUCAGCCGACGACAAGCCUGAGAAACGCUCGCCGAAGUCCCGCAUCAAGUCCGUGGAUUUCCAGAGGACAGGAUCCGCCGUGUCGUUCGUUCUGCAGUCCGAUGACGAGUCUGCCAGUGAUCGUGGUGAACCGAUGGCAGGCAGAAUGUCCACCGUGUCGCAAUAUUCCGCAGUGUCGGAGUACUAUGACACUUACAACGAGACAUCGCAGCCUUGCCGAAGGAGCCGACUCCGCUCCACCCUGGAGACCUACAACGAAGAGGACCUCUGGGACCCGGAGCACGUGGCCAUGGUCACCCGGAAGCUCUUCCUGAAGCACGACAAGGAUCGGACGGGGCGCAUCGAGUGGGCCUCGGGCGAGGCCAUCAAAUUCUUGGAGGAGUUCUUCUGGUUGCACAAGCAGCCACCUCCGAAGAUCCCGAAGCCUGCCUUCCACAGCCUCUACGUCCAGGUGAAGAUGGACAGCAAACCUUGGGACUCCGAGAUUCAGCAAGAUGACGAGGCAACGGGUCUCAACGUGGAGGAGAUGACAGCUUUUGCAUCCAAGGUCCACCAGUUCGUCUACAAGCAGCUGGGCAAAGAAAUGAGAGCACAACGCAAGAGCUUUGCCAUCAGCACCGGGGACACCGAAGCCUUGAAGCAGGUCUCGAAAGAGGAGGCCGCACACGAGCCCCACCGCUCAACGCGCCGGGCCACGCUUGGCGGGGCCAAGUUGCAGGACCUGGCUCCGGAUGGCCUCGAGGAGGAGGCCCACCGCCGCAUGACCCAGCGGCGUGCCACCCUGGGGGGAUCCCGACUGCAGGACCUGGCUGGGGUUGGUGGUGAUGAUGAUGAGGCAAGCAUCCAGCGGCUGGCACAGCGGCGUGCCACGCGUGUCGGGGUCAACCUGCGGGAGAUGAUGGAGGCGGAGGCGUCCUUGACGCGAAGGAAGUCGUGA
Symbiodinium natans is the source of this 3276-nucleotide messenger RNA. Lineage: Eukaryota; Dinophyceae; Suessiales; Symbiodiniaceae. The record is from the annotation of a GenBank genome assembly.